Messenger RNA from Biomphalaria glabrata, 622 nucleotides. RefSeq names its product lectin-like. The transcript is spliced from 4 exons. Bases 53 to 574 code for a protein of 173 amino acids. The record is from RefSeq and is a predicted model, not a curated record. NCBI's taxonomy places the organism in Eukaryota, Metazoa, Mollusca, Gastropoda, Planorbidae.
UAAUGCUGAACUCAGUACUAAGUACAUACUUAUAGCUGAAGUCUGCCACGAUAUGAGUUCUCUUACUAUUAUCUACCUUGGCUUGAUUUUUAUCUCGUUUGCUCAAGGGGACGUCACCAAGGAAAGAAACAAAAGAGCUAAGAUAUCAGUGAUUGAUGUAAGAUGUAGAAGAAGUCCAGGUUUCGAGAUUGAAAGAUACGAUUUAGGUGGCAAAAUGUGCCUCAUGUGGUCUAACAACACUAAAAAUUUUACUGACGCUAAAGCAGAGUGUAAAGCUCAAGGAGCAAGGCUUGGCGUCUUUAAAGGUGCUGGAAAAAUGAAGAUCCUUUUCAGACAAAGAGACUGGUGGAAAAGAAAUAUUUGGAUAGGUCUUGAUGAUUUGGUAACUGAAGGCACCCUUGUGUGGCACGACGGAACUAUUCUUCCACGGAGUGACUAUUACCCACUUUAUUUUAAUUCAUACAACCCAAGCAGCAGUGAACAAAGAUGCAUUCAGUUAUGGGCGAGGGACAACAAACUGGACGACAUGGAGUGUUUUGAUGUGAUAUAUUAUGUAUGCGAGAAAGUGUUUUAAUUGAGACGAUCCUCAACCACAUUUAAAACAAUAAAACUAAACUACAAA